UUUUUUAAUCAGAGAGAGAGCGAGGGGAAAUCAAAAGAUUACGGACAUCUCAAUGAAGGAAAGAAGAGCGAGCCAGAAAUUAUCCAGCAAAUCGAUCAUGGACCCUAAUCAGAAUGUGAAGUGCAAAAUAGUGGUGGUGGGAGAUACGCAGUGUGGAAAGACGGCGUUGCUCCACGUCUUCGCCAAGGACUGCUUUCCCGAGAAUUAUGUGCCCACGGUGUUUGAGAACUACACCGCCAGUUUUGAAAUAGACACACAGAGGAUAGAGCUCAGUCUCUGGGACACUUCGGGGUCUCCUUAUUAUGAUAAUGUCCGCCCACUUUCCUAUCCAGAUUCUGAUGCCGUCUUAAUUUGCUUUGACAUUAGCCGUCCAGAAACUCUUGACAGUGUAUUGAAAAAGUGGAAAGGAGAAAUUCAAGAAUUUUGCCCCAACACCAAAAUGCUUUUGGUUGGCUGCAAGUCUGAUCUGCGCACAGAUGUUAGUACGCUUGUAGAGUUGUCCAAUCACAGACAGACACCAGUGUCAUAUGAUCAGGGUGCAAACAUGGCCAAACAGAUUGGAGCAGCCACUUAUAUUGAAUGCUCAGCCUUGCAGUCUGAAAACAGCGUACGAGACAUUUUUCAUGUGGCGACCCUAGCCUGUGUGAACAAAACUAAUAAAAAUGUUAAGCGGAACAAGUCGCAGAGGGCAACAAAACGAAUUUCACACAUGCCAGGCCGGCCAGAACUCACCACAGUCACCACAGAUCUGCGGAAGGACAAAGCAAAGAGCUGUACAGUGAUGUGAAGACUCAAGUUUCUCACUCAAGAUGGCCAAGGACCAUGUGUUUGGGGGGAUAGAUGACAACUCAACAAGAAGUGCCCAGUGAAAAUGGCCUAUUGUGUGGGCAUGCCAAUGCUUAAAGGCCACAGUUUCCCCUUAGUAGGCAAGAACUGUACUUGAGGGGUCAGUAUGUAGGGAAUCAGUGGGAAAAGAUGGAUCCUGAAGGGUUGUUGAAGCUACUUGGAUGAAAUACCAAAUAUGAGCGAAACUAUUUGAAUGUGCUAACAUGGCUAAAGGAUUAAGUAGCAUCCAAGAAAAUGAUGUUCUGGAGGAAGCUUUUUUCAGUCUAUUUUGAAUACCAACUUUGAGUCUGAUUACGUUCUAAACGAUACUCUCAGAUCUAAAGUCAAGAUUUUCCUACUCCUUUCAUUGUGAAUUUUGGCCUUGUGAUGCAGUUUUAGUUUUUUCCCAAAGAAUAUAUCUUUGCCUUUUAGUUGAACCUUAAAAAUAGGAAGAGUUAUUCUGGAGGACAAUGCUCUUAGACUUUAAAAAUAUAUGUUGUGUGAGAGGAUUAGAGUGAAGGGAGAAGUUAAAUACUUUUUUUCAGAUUGUUCAGAAGCUAUUAUUGUGAAAACACGGAUGGAUAAGGAAGAGGGUUUUAAGAAUCUCUUUUUCAGAGCAGAUCUUGGAUACGACAUCUUUCCCUUCAUGUUGACCAUCAUUUUGGAUAAUGGGCUGAAAAUUAAGUUGGAUUUCAGUGGCUUCUUCAGGAAUUGUAUACAACAAGAAUGGCAUAGACGGAAAA
This is a messenger RNA of Protobothrops mucrosquamatus (brown spotted pit viper), 1568 nucleotides long. RefSeq names its product Rho family GTPase 3 (gene RND3). NCBI's taxonomy places the organism in Eukaryota, Metazoa, Chordata, Lepidosauria, Squamata, Viperidae. Gene Ontology annotation, molecular function: GTPase activity; GTP binding. Gene Ontology annotation, biological process: small GTPase-mediated signal transduction. The transcript has 5 exons. The record is from RefSeq and is a predicted model, not a curated record. The coding region runs from base 53 to 787 and encodes 244 amino acids.